AGAUCAUUUCUUUCCGUGAUUUUUGUUAAUGAUUGUUACCAUUUUCGUGCGACGCAUAGCGGUGCGUUGCGUAUCCGCAGCCAUCGUCGGCGGCGGUGAUAAGCCUCCGUGUGCUACCCGCCGGGUACGUAAUCGCAUUGUUAUCGUCGCACGUAAAUGCAUCCGUUAUUUCACGUUUUCAUUAUUUUGUGGUGGCACUGAGACAUUUAUCUUCAUUUUGUGGUGUCCGGCGGCCAGAACCUCCGUGGUGAAUGUUGCUCUCUGUUCGUGUUCGUCGUUGUGUGCUUACCAACUGUUCAUUCAAGUGUUCUUUCGUUGGUCUACAGCCAUUUUCGUCAAACCACGUUUUCUGUGUUUUCGUGUCUUUCGUGUCGGCUAUCUGGGUGGUCAUGUACCAACAGCCAUUGUGAUUAACGUGGUUUUCAUUCGCAUUGUCUUCAUCUGCGCUGUAAACCUUCUAUCUUCGUUGGUGACGGUGCUUGGGUGGUCGCACGUACCAAGCUCUAUGACUUAUUUCUUUCAUACGCUGCGGUGUGCCGUCGUAGGCAUUUGUCAAGUCACAGGGCUGGUGCGGUCGCGUUAGGAUAAAACCAGCCAUCAAUCACAGUCACAUGUGUGUAUUGGUCAACCAUAUUUGUUUCGUUAUUUAUGUAAAGGCCAACGGGCCUAGCCGUCUUAGGCAAAUUAUUAUUAUAGGUUAUUGUUAUUUAUUGU
Molecule: messenger RNA, 714 nt
Organism: Sipha flava (yellow sugarcane aphid)
Lineage: Eukaryota; Metazoa; Arthropoda; Insecta; Hemiptera; Aphididae
Exons: 3
Coding region: 29-583 (184 amino acids)
Source: RefSeq, a predicted model, not a curated record